UUUGUCAUUCUAAAUUUUCAACGCCGUCUAAAUACAAGUCAAAAUUAUUUGUUUAAUAAAUUGUGAAUACAAUACAAAACUUGGUUGCCCAAUCGGAGGUGACCAAUGGCCGCCCAAAAGAAGGUGAUCACUGUGGAUUCGAAGAGCAACUUUGACAAACUGAUCGAGGAUGCGGGGUCGAAGCAUGUCCUUGUCGAGUUCUUUGCCACGUGGUGUGGUCCUUGUGCGUUGAUCGGUCCCCGCUUAGAGCAAUUGGCAUCGGAAUACUUCGGGCGGAUGGUAAUCCUCAAGAUCGAUGUCGAUCAGAACGAAGAUCUGGCCCUUCAGUACGAGAUCAGUAGUAUGCCCACGUUCCUGAUCAUCAAGAAUCGGGUGACCCUCAUCCAGUUCGUGGGCAGUAAUGUGGAAAGAGUUGUCAGCACGGUGGAGAAGUUCGUGGGCAAGUUAGAUGACUCCAAAGGAGGUAAAGCAAGAGAAACCACUACAACUCCCGUAACGUAGUUGGUGUACCUUCUUUGUCAGAUUUGCAUUAGGCAGCAUUGUUCAAAAUUAAAGUACAUAGGUCUGGAUAAAAAUCAAAGUGUAGUAUAUAUUAAAAUGUUUUACUGAUCAAGAAAA
This is a messenger RNA of Drosophila ficusphila, 618 nucleotides long. Its product is annotated as thioredoxin-2. The coding region runs from base 106 to 501 and encodes 131 amino acids. NCBI's taxonomy places the organism in Eukaryota, Metazoa, Arthropoda, Insecta, Diptera, Drosophilidae. The transcript has a single exon. The record is from RefSeq and is a predicted model, not a curated record.